AUGUCCUCCUACACCGCUUCCACCCACAAGGCUUCCAGCCACCCCGCCGAGGACGAGAACAGAGCAUUCAAGAAGACUGAACAGGUCGUUGGUCGCCCACCAGUCACGGACCACGACAUAAAUGACGAAUACCUGAGGGAUCCACCAAGGAACGUCGAGAGGCCAAUCCAGCCUGAGGAAGCUCACCCUCGCGGUUUGAAGGAAGGCGUUCAAGAGCGUGAGCCCUUGCAGGAGGGAGUAUUGGGCCACGAGGAGAUUGGAAGGGAGAAGGUGAUGGAUCGUCAGACGAAGAUGCUCAACCCUGACGACCCCCUCGAUGCUUGA
This is a messenger RNA of Stereum hirsutum FP-91666 SS1, 324 nucleotides long. RefSeq lists its product as uncharacterized. The transcript is spliced from 2 exons. The record is from RefSeq and is a predicted model, not a curated record. The coding region runs from base 1 to 324 and encodes 107 amino acids. NCBI's taxonomy places the organism in Eukaryota, Fungi, Basidiomycota, Agaricomycetes, Russulales, Stereaceae.